This is a messenger RNA of Exophiala bonariae, 1704 nucleotides long. RefSeq lists its product as uncharacterized. Gene Ontology annotation, molecular function: carbohydrate:proton symporter activity. The coding region runs from base 1 to 1704 and encodes 567 amino acids. The transcript has 5 exons. The record is from RefSeq and is a predicted model, not a curated record. Gene Ontology annotation, cellular component: membrane. Lineage: Eukaryota; Fungi; Ascomycota; Eurotiomycetes; Chaetothyriales; Herpotrichiellaceae. Gene Ontology annotation, biological process: carbohydrate transport; transmembrane transport.
AUGGCUCCCAACGACCCUCAGACUGCCCGGACCAAGGGUCUUGUUGGCAAGCCUUUACUGUAUUUCACAAGUGUAUUUGUAUCUUUGGGAGUGUUCCUCUUUGGCUAUGAUCAGGGCGUAAUGUCGGGCAUCAUCACGGGUCCUUUUUUCAGAGACUAUUUUAACCAACCAGGCCCGGCCGAGGUUGGUACUAUGGUCGCCAUUCUCGAAGUCGGAGCCUUCAUCUCUUCACUUUGUGUUGGUCGUAUUGGCGAUAUCAUUGGUAGACGGAGAACCAUCCUUUACGGCUCCAUGAUCUUCUUUGUUGGUGGCAUGUGCCAAACAUUUGCGAAUGGUAUGCCUAUGAUGAUGGUAGGAAGACUAAUCGCAGGGUUCGGGGUGGGUGCUCUUUCCACAAUCGUGCCUGUCUAUCAAUCUGAGAUUAGCCCGCCGCACAACCGCGGCAAAUUGGCCUGUAUCGAGUUUACGGGCAACAUCACUGGGUAUGCGGCCAGUGUGUGGGUGGAUUACUUCUGCAGUUUCAUUCAAAGUGACAUUUCGUGGCGACUGCCACUCCUGAUGCAAUGCUUCAUGGGUGCCUUGCUUGGAUUCGGAAGCUUGAUCAUUUGUGAAUCACCUCGAUGGCUUCUUGACAAUGAUCAUGAUGAAGAGGGCAUUAUUGUCAUUGCCAAUUUGUAUGGAAAAGGAGACAUCCACAACCCGAAAGCGCGACAGGAAUAUCGAGAGAUCAAAAUGAACGUCCUUAUCCAACGCCAAGAAGGAGAGCGCUCCUAUGGGGAUAUGUUCAAGAGGUAUUAUCGCAGAGUCUUCAUUGCCAUGUCAGCUCAAGCAUUUGCGCAAUUGAAUGGGAUCAACGUCAUCUCGUAUUAUGCGCCACUGGUUUUCGAAUCGGCCGGGUGGGUCGGUCGGGAUGCGAUCUUGAUGACCGGUAUCAACGCCAUCACAUACUUAGGAUCGACUAUUCCUCCAUGGUAUGUAGUAGACCGAUGGGGUCGACGACCGAUCCUGCUCUCCGGUGCGGUGGCAAUGAUCAUUUCGCUCUCACUCAUCUCCUACUUUAUAUUUAUUGAUGUCAAGCUGACACCAACGAUGGUGGUGGUGUUUGUGAUGAUCUACAAUGCCGCGUUUGGAGCAAGCUGGGGACCAAUUCCAUGGCUUUACCCACCGGAGAUUCUUCCUCUCAGCAUUCGAGCUAAGGGUGCGAGCUUGAGUACUGCAAGCAACUGGGCAUUCAACUUUCUGGUUGGAGAACUUACACCGGUGCUUCAAGGAGCGAUCAAAUGGCGCCUAUAUUUGGUACAUGCGUUUUUUUGUGCUGUCAGCUUUGUACUUGUCUAUUUCGUCUACCCAGAAACCGCCAAUGUGCGACUAGAGGAUAUGAACGCCUUGUUUGGCGAUGCUACAACAGCAAUGCCCACACCAGCCACCCAGGCGGAACAAGGGCCAUUGAUGGGUAUUGGCUCACCGUCAUCGAUCGAUAUCCGAGGGGGUUCACCGCGACCUGGAAUGUUUUCAGCGGAUUCCGCGAUUCCUGGGCUUGACAUCGAUCCACCGGAUGUCCAACUGGAUUCGAAUGGCCGUCCUCGAGGCCGGGACGAGAACAAUGAAGGCCUCGGUGGAUGGAUUGGACGCAUGGUCUCGAGAACCCGUCAAGACAGUCGAGGACGGGGGCAGUAUGGUAAGAUCGGGCAAGAUGAAGACUAG